GGGCGGGUGCUGCUGCUGUCGCCUUUGCCCUGCUGGACUGUUUGUGGGCAGGAAAGGGGGAACCGACCAUGGCGAGCGAGCCGGACACGAUUGAAGUGAGGGAGCGGCACAGAUUCAACCAGGACGCCUUGGAUAAAUACCUGGACCGCCACCUGCCCGGGUUUGCCCUGCAACCCACUCAAGCUCUAACAGUCAGGCAGUACAGUUCAGGACAAUCUAACCCAACUUUUUACCUGAAGAAAGGCCUUCAGACCUAUGUACUUCGAAAGAAACCUCAUGGCCCUCUUUUACCUCAGGCACACAAGAUUGACAGAGAAUAUCGGGUUCAGAAAGCCUUAUUUGAAGCUGGAUUUCCAGUUUCUGAGCCCCUGUUGUACUGCAGUGAUGUUUCUGUAAUUGGAACAGAAUUUUAUGUGAUGAAACAUGUGCAGGGCCGCAUCUUCCGAAAUCCUGCAUUACCUGGGGUGGAUCCAGCAGAAAGAUCUGCUUUGUACGUAGCCCUAGCAGAAACCCUGGCCCAGCUGCAUUCGUUCAGCAUGAGUUCACUGGGGCUCCAAAACUAUGGGAAAGGACCAGGUUACUGUAAGAGGCAGGUAUCCACUUGGAGCAGACAGUAUCAAGCUGCUGCACAUACUCUUAUUCCAGCCAUGAAUGAAUUAACUGAGUGGUUAAUGAACAACUUACCAGCUGAUGAUAAUGAAGAAAAAUUGAUUCAUGGAGACUUUAGAAUAGAUAAUGUCAUCUUUCAUCCAAGAAAGGCCUGUGUUUUGGCAGUGCUGGACUGGGAACUUUCGACUAUAGGUCAUCCUCUGGCAGACUUAUCUUAUAUGCUUACUUUCUACUUCUGGCCCAAAGCCAUGUGUUUAACAUUUGGGGAUUUUGAGAAUUUAAGAGAUUAUGCAGGAAUUCCUUCACUUGAAGAAAUGGUCAACAUUUAUUCUCGCUGCAGGGCUACAAGCUCUGCUUUGCCCAAUCUGAAUUUCUUUCUUGCUCUUUCAUUUUUUAAAAUAGCUUCAAUAAGCCAGGGUGUAUAUGCCAGAUACCUCCUGGGAAAUUCCGCUGCGGAAAACAGUGUUGAAUUUGGCAAUUUAGUGAAACCAUUGGCAGAAACUGGAUUGCACUUAGCAAAACAUUACCUGCCUGCAAAGUCUCUUCUGGAUUUUCCUCAUAGAACAUCUUUUAUCACUGGCAUUGCUCCUUGCAAUAAAGGCGAAUUGUUCCGGCAAUCUAACUAUGGUAGGGAAGUCCUCCAGAAGGUGAAGAAUUUUAUGAAAAAGCAUGUUUUUCCAGCUGAAAAGGCAAUGUUGGAGUAUUAUACCAGAAAUAAAAAUUCACCAGAUGUAUGGAAAAAACCUGCCGUGAUUGAAAGACUGAAGGAAAGGGCCAGAGCAGAGGGUCUCUGGAACCUUUUCCUGCCAGCUGUUAGCGGGCUCAACCAGCUGGACUAUGCAUUAAUAGCAGAAGAGAUGGGAAAGUGCUACUUCGCUCCAGAAGUGUUCAACUGCCAUGCACCAGACACAGGAAACAUGGAAGUUCUGCACUUGUAUGGAACAGAAGAACAAAAGAAACAAUGGCUGGAACCUCUCCUAGAAGGGAAAAUCAGUUCUUGCUUCUGCAUGACAGAACCUGAUGUUGCUUCCAGUGAUGCUGCCAAUAUGGAGUGCAGCCUUCAGAGAGAUGGAGAAUGCUACGUAAUCAAUGGCAAGAAAUGGUGGAGCAGCGGAGCCGGUAGUCCAGAUUGCAAAUUUGCUAUUGUGAUGGCCAGACAUAAAAAUGCCUCUGCAUCCAGGUACAAACAGCACAGUAUGAUCAUAGUGCCGAUGGAUACACCAGGAGUCCAACUGAUAAGGCCUCUUUCAGUCUUUGGAUACUUUCAUUAUUUUCAUGGUGGACAUUUUGAAGUGCAUUUUUACAAUGUUCAAGUGCCUGCCUCCAAUCUAAUACUUGGAGAAGGAAGAGGAUUUGAAAUUGCUCAAGGAAGACUUGGACCAGGCCGCAUUCAUCACUGCAUGAGAUCAAUAGGGGCAGCGGAAACUGCUCUACAGAUCCUGUGUGAGCGUUCAGCUCAGCGAGUGGCAUUUGGGAAGAAGCUGUACCAUCAUGAAGUUGUUGCUCACUGGAUUGCUGAAAGCCGCAUUGCUAUUGAGCAGGCAAGACUGCUUACACUGAAAGCAGCCAGCAGAAUAGACACACUGGGCAACAAGGAGGCCAGGAAAGAGGUUGCUAUGAUCAAAGUGGUGGCACCCCGAGCAGUCCUUAAAGUGAUUGAUUGUGCCAUUCAAGUGUGUGGAGGUGCUGGAUUCUCUGAAGACUUUCCAUUGGCUGAAAUGUUUGCCUAUAUUCGGACCUUGCGGGUAGCAGAUGGACCUGAUGAAGUACACCUCUCAAAUAUUGCAAAAUUAGAAUUGCUUGACCAAGCAAAGGCACUGAAUGCACAUCUUUAAUAUUAUUUUUCUGCUUACUCAUGAGGGCAUCACAUGCUCAGGCCUAAAGAGCGGAAGAUGACAAAACUAAUAGAAUGGAAAUUGCUCAAGUUCCAAUACUAUUCUCUGUUUCUCCAUAGCUUGAAUAAACUUGACUAAUCCUAGUACCUAAGCACUGAUUCUUUUGCUGAGCUUUCAUUUGACUAAAUACUCAGCCACCAUCUCAGCUAGUUCUCUUAAGUGUGUUGAUUUAUCCAAAUGGCUUGGCCAAGAACAGAGAAAAUACAACCAUGUAGCUUGAUUAUCAUAAUCCCAAAAUUGACCUAAGAGAGGGCAUAUUAUGUAACUCACCCUAUAGGAAUGAGAUACUCCAGUUGGGGGUUUGUGGACCAUUUGCAACACUCAAAAAAAUCUUGUCUGACAUGAAAGAAGCUGUUUAAAGCUGUUUAUUUACUGAAGCCUGUUUAAAGCUUCAGUAAAUGUGAAGUAACUUGUUUAACCAGCUUUCAGUAAGAUAAAGGCACAGGUGUGCUUCCACUGUAUCACAAUGCUGAUCUCAUUUGAAAUGUAUUAAAGGAUUCCAUUAACAGGAACAUUCCAUUUUAUUACUACCCAAAAAGCUACAGUGCCAAACCUAUUUGGAUGGCUUGAUUUCAAGUUAACCUAAGAGCUAGACUGGAUCAGCCUCAGAGUCUGUCUAGUUUAAUAUUGUGUUUAUAUGAUAGCCAAUCAGAUGUUGGCUGGAAACCCACAAGCAGGAUAUAAAUGCAAUAGCACUCCUGCCUGUGUUUCUGAACAUGGAUACUGCUGCUGAUGCUGGAAAUGAUGUAUAGGUAUAAUGACUAGUUAUAAUCUAUGAAUUUGUCUAAUUCCCUUUUAAUGCCAACCAGACUGGCACGAUCACUAUUAAGACAACAUCACAUUGAUAUUUCACCAUUUUUUCCUCCUGCAAGGAACCAAGUGGCUAAUAAGCUUCACCUCCUUUCCAUUUUAUUCUUACAACAACCCUGUGAGGUGGCUCAGGCUGAGAGAAAUGAGUGGGUUAGAGUCACCAGUAAACUUCAUGGCUGAAUAGGAUUAUGGGGUAAAACCCAGAUCUCACUGUGUCCCAGUGCAAUGUUUUAAUUACUGUGGGUGGGACAUGCAAUUAAAAGUGUUAGAUGCAGCUGCAAGCUUUCAGAAGGCUCACAUCUUGCUCAGUACACUAACUGGAAUACCCCACUACAGAAGUUAAUUGACAAAAAACCAAGUAUAAUCUAGGCAGAAGUGACAUCAUUAUUAGCAUUUAAAAUGUUAUUUUUUAAAGAAAAUUCUGUUUAAAACGAAGAGUUUUCUUAACCUACUAGCAGUGGGGGAUAGCUAAUUGAACAGGAAUGCAAAGUAUGCUCAUGUAUAAAUAUCAAAGCUGUUCAUUUUAAAGUAUUUCCAAUGGACUUUGUUUAAUAAAUUCCAUUUUUAACUUGAUUUAUUUUUCUCUUGCCAGUGCCAAUUCUUGGCCACUCUGUUGCCUAAAAACGAACGAAGCUUUAAAAAUGCAAAGUCUCUCAUUAAACUUUUUGUUAGUCUGAGUA
This is a messenger RNA of Varanus komodoensis (Komodo dragon), 3994 nucleotides long. It is a transcript of the gene ACAD11, whose product is annotated as acyl-CoA dehydrogenase family member 11. Gene Ontology annotation, cellular component: mitochondrion. The transcript is spliced from 20 exons. Gene Ontology annotation, molecular function: flavin adenine dinucleotide binding; oxidoreductase activity, acting on the CH-CH group of donors. Bases 69 to 2444 code for a protein of 791 amino acids. Lineage: Eukaryota; Metazoa; Chordata; Lepidosauria; Squamata; Varanidae. The record is from RefSeq and is a predicted model, not a curated record.